GAGUGGCCAUAUUGGGAUCAUUUUUUGUCUGUCUGUUAUCAUUUCUGACUGAAAUGAACCUCUACCACAAAAACUUAAGCUAAGCUUAUCUGUUAAGAAAUUAUUCCAAUGGAUUCGAGCAAUGUCGAAGCAUUUGUGUGCCCAACUCCGUUUGGUCUCAUUGGUCAAGUGAUUUAUUACUUUCCCCUCACCUCUACCGUUUGGAGUUUCACUAGGGGCACAAAGUUGCUCAUGUGUCGAAGCCAUCUAACUGGGUUUCAGAAGAUAUGUUAUUCCACUUGGGUGCCUGUUUUGUCUUAAAUAUUCCUCAUCCUCUGCUGUUAAAUGGGCACGCCUUCAGAUUAAUGUAGAGCAGUCAAAAUUAAAAAUAAGACACUCAUCCCUCAGUAAUUAUAAAUACAAAAUAAAAACAAAGUGAUUCAGUGAGUUUUAGCAAGAAUUUAUUUGCAAAACCAUUCAUGUAGUCUUUAAAACAUACAGAAAAGCUAUCUACUGUCUUAGUCACACUGUAAAUGUUUAAGUUCUGUGUUAUUCUUAAAGAAAUGUUAACUUCAUGUAUAAUCAUAACUGCAAAAAAAAAAAAAAAAAAAAAAUACCCGUUCGCUCCAUGUAAAAGCUACCCGCCUCUGAAAAAAUCAAAAUUGAGAAAAAAACAAAAAAAAAAAAAAUUCGCUCGCUCGCUCCCAUUUUUUUUUGAAAAUUUUCCGAAGAACUAUUAAUUAAUUUGGUAUGGCCAAAGGAGUAUUUGUACGAGAGAAAAUUGCAUAUUUAUUGCCUUUUAUGUUCACACCACCAAUUAUAAAAAAACUUACACACAAUUCUAUGCCGUAACAAGUGACCAGUGAAGCAUUUAAGUACUUCAUCAACAUUAUUUCGAUAUCAAUGUGAGCUUAAUAAUGGAUGCUUAUCGAUGUUCUAUUAAUUUUGAGUUAAUCACUGAAAGGCAAAGUUUAGCUAAAUCACUUAUUGGGAAACCUUCCUCCAGAAAUAAAUCAGAUCAAAAUUAGUAUUGAAAAGCAGGUUUCAUCUAGAAAAAUCAAUACAGUAUACAGACAUUUCGACCGAAGAUCUUCGGUCGAAAUGUCUGUGAAAGAAACGUCAUUGAUUAGGUAUAGUAUUGGCACACAGCGAAAGUACCUUGUUUAUAUAUAACAAUGGUAUUUUUGUCACCAAACUUUUAAUAUCAUUGCGAAAUAUGAAAAUUUCAGAAAUUAUAACCUGAAUGAAUCUGGAUACAAUUAUAUACAUUCUUGAAAUUCAGCUGGUACUUUCAUUUCAUAGUAAUAGCAAGUAAAUCUAUCAAUAAAGUGAUUCGAUGAAUUUAGACUGUAUUUGUAGAUAAUUAACCUUGGGUAGUUUCGAGUAAAUUAAUGUAUGCGUCGCAUCAGCAGCUGUAUCAAAAUAUGUCUAGAGACCGGUUUUAUGAGUUUAAGGUAUAUUGUAAGAGUAAACACUUACCAAAACAUAUCUUAGAAUCAGUUUUAGGAAGAAGCGUAAAUUGAAACAUAGGAACGUAAAUGAUACAGUUAAUACGUAUGCCUAUAGAUUAAUAAAAAAACGAGGAAUAUAUGUUGUGUUAUUUCAUUUCAAAGUGUUUGACACGAAACGUUAUAGACAGAUAUUUCUUAUAAAUUUACAUAAACAGACUUUGAAACGAUCGAUCAAAUAUUACAUAUGAGUAGACACUGACUUUCUUUUUUCUAAAAAUACUACGCUGAGCGGUUACAUUGGUCUUAUUUUUGUCAUGAUUAAUAUACGUUUAUUUCGGAUGUAAAGAACAUCUAUGCAAAACAAUACAUAAUAAAAUCUCUGUAAAUAAUAUCCAUUCAACAGAUUGUUUGCUAACGGUUCAAAAAUAUAUUACGCCAUGUAAUGUAAAUUGUACUUUAAUUCACACACAUAUAUAUAUACGAUUCUUUUUUUUUAAUUCACAAACAGGAUUUCUUACCAGUUCAAGAACCAAAUGAUCUGCCAUGUGAUUGACAAUACAGACAGACAAAAAGAUCAUGGGUGUCGAUAUUGCUACAUACAGAGGACGGAUUGGUACGUUUAGCCAUCAUGUGGGACGUGACGUCAUAACAGUCGUGUGCAUUGUCAAUUUUAGCCAGUUAUUGAAAGGCAUUGGCUGCGUUGCAUUCAUUGGCAUACUUCUCAUUAUUGCUGGCAUUGAACAAAAUCCCGGACCGAAGGAAGAAGAAGAAAGAUCCAUACAUAAAAACGUAUUGACAAAGGUUCUACCGACCUUCACCGAGAAGCUGAAUUUAGAAAAAAUCUUGCUUAGUCUCGUGACGAAAGGCAUAUUUUCAAUCGACCAGCUGCAAGAUAUUACAAAAGAGCAAGCAAUAUCAGACCGUAUGUGCGCUUUUGUAUCUGAAAUAAAUGAAAAUGGUGCAGAGGCUUAUACAGUGUUUAAGACAGCUCUGAAAGAAUCCGACCAAGGAUACCUUGCAGAUUACAUAGAGGAAGUUGAAAAAGAGUUCACUUCUACAGACGGGGACGAAGUGAAUGUAUCAACCAUAGAAAGUUUAACGCCAAAAGAAGAUGAAUCCAUAUUUACAAGCGUUUUGACAAAGGUUCUACCGACUUUCAUCGAGAAGUUGAAUUUAGAUUCAAUAUUGAUUAGUCUCGUGACAAAAGGCAUACUUUCAACCGACCAGCUGAAGGAUAUUACAGAAAAAGAGCAGAUACCAGACCGCAUGCGUGCUUUUGUAUCUGAAAUUAGUAAAAAUGGUGCAGAGGCUUAUAACGUGUUAAAGACUGCUCUGAAAAAAUCCGGCCAAGAAGACCUUGCAAAUUUCUUAGAGGAAGCUGAAAACGAGUUCGCUUCUACAGACGGGGAUGGCAUGAAUUCAAAUGUAUCAAAUUUAUCGGCCACAGAAAGUGUACUACUACAAGUUUCUGCAAACAGACUGACCUCAACGGCAGACCAAGUACAAAAAAGUUCAGACACAUGUUACAAAGACACGAAAGGGGACUCAACUGUAUCAUGGAAUGCUGAUGAAGUAAAACGUAUACUUAACGUGCUCGGUUUGACUGAACAGAUUAAAACAAAGAUACCUAUUUCAGAAGCAAUCCAAAUGGACCUUUCCGAUGACGAAAGCAAAACGUAUGAAUACAACGACAUACCAUUCAUGUUUCUACAAAGGCUUUUGUCUGGUAACAGUGAUGCUAUGGAUUAUGAGUCAUACAGCACCAGGAAAGAAAUUAAUUCAAAAUCAAAAGGAUCAGUGUUUGAUAUGUAUCAACCCCAAGAAAAUUGUAAGAUUAGUCCGUUGGAUUUAUUUUUGUUAGUUUUUCAAUGUUGUGAUCCUAUGCUUAAGCAAUUGUUAGUUCAAAAGCUUUACAUCUGUAAACUUGCUUUACCCUUUAUUUAUAGGGAUUUCCUAUCCACAAACUUUGUUAUGUCCGUCUGGCCACUCCGUUCUCUUGUAAUUGAGACUAGCGAUGUUGUAGGUAAAAUGGUAGAACUUGAGAUACUUGACCUACCGAGUAAUGUCAUUUCUUUUAUUCGUUUCGGAAGACCAGAUUUUUCUAAAUCUAAACUUAUAAAUGGUAUUCUGUGUGAUAAAUGGUGCGAAACAUUCUUUCAUAAAGAUCGACCAUUAGGUAUGAGUACAAGGUAUUGUACCGCUGGUUACGUUGAAAUGUUUGUCCUGCCUGUUAUAUCUGGGGGGAAAAGUAAUUUCAAGCAGCCAAUUCUGCUUUUGAAUUUGAGAGGGGACGUGAAAACAGAUUUUAAAGAGCCCGUUUGUGACAUUGUUUCAAGGGAGUCUGACGUAACAGCAAUAAUUGUUGAUUCAGAUACCUUCGACGAAAAUAGCACUUUGCUAGAAGAAACAGUAAAACGUUUUUCAACAGUUUUAUUAAUUUUUAAUGGGCCACUAGGCCAAUCUAAUGGCAAAACAUAUCGGAUGUUGCAAAAGUUUGAACUUAACAUAAAGAAUUGCAACAAAACAACGGUACGCAUUAUGUCCACAUACUCCGAAAUCAAUGCAAAGAAUUUUAAUGAUAUCAUUACGGAAACGCGAGAAAGGAUAUCUGAAUUGCUUCUUAGUGAUUGGAUUGUCCCUCAAUCUUUACAAGACAGGUUUAGAGCAUCAACUAUAGAAACUGACGAAAGUGAGUGCUGUAAAGAGGCGCGGAAAUCAGCUGACACUAUCAUAGAAUUAAUGGAUGAAAUAUCUUUACCGGAUAAAUGGACUGAACUUGUGACACCAGUUCAAAACAAAAAGUCAAAAGUACUUGGCGAUCUUGUAAAAGAAAGUUAUAGAAAUAAAGACAGUGGCUCAUCUGACGUCAUUAGAACAAGAAUGUCAGAGGUAAGAAAUCUAGAGGAAUAUGACAUAACUUCUUCAAUCAAAUCAUUUUGCCACUGUCUCAUCGAACACCAGAACAAUUUGUCAUACAUUCAUUAUCUUUUGAGGUGGGUGAAGAUACUUCUAGAACGCCGAAAGAGAACCUGUGUGAGGAAAGAUGUCAACUCAUCACUUCCGUGUUCUGACGAUGAAUCGGAUAGAACAAACCUUCCGAAGAACGCGGAUUCUCCGUACCUGGAGAUCGAUCACAUUUUCCGCGAAAUUGGGCAUAUAGCAGAUUUUACUAUAUGCUCUAAAUCAGAUCAUAAAAAUAUAGGCUUUCCACCAAUUCCGGCAUUAGCUAAAAUUGUUGCAACAUUUGUGGCAGGCGGAUAUACGUUAGAAUUGCUCGACGGGAAUAACUUUUAUUUGCCGACUGAAUGGAUCAAAUUAGUACUAACACAUGUGCAUGACCUAAUAGGUGAGCAAAAGGUAUUGACUCUAUCUGUUUUAGGAGUACAGAGUUCUGGAAAAUCAACUUUGCUGAAUACAAUGUUUGGUUUAAAAUUUCCUACAGGCUCUGGCCGAUGUACAAAAGGAAUACAGAUGCAGAUUAUACCAGUGAGGCAAAAGGGUAUUACCGAUCGAAAACACCCAUUUGAAUACGUUCUUCUUAUUGAUACUGAGGGUGUUCGAGCACCAGAACUGGUCGACACACACGCUUGCUACAGAAGAGACAAUGAAAUAUCAACAUUUAUAACCGGUAUAGGGGAUAUUACAUUGCUUAAUGUCAUGGGCGAGAAUUCAAGCGAAAUGCGUGAUAUUCUGCAGAUAUUAGCUCACGCAUUUUUGAGACUGAAACUCGCAAAUAAAAGAUCAGAUAUUCAUAAAAGUUGUUUUUUCAUACAUCAAAACGUAUCUGAUAUGCAAGUUUGUGUUAAAAUGGAACAAGGCUUGUUGCAGUCAGUGAAAACCCUAGACAAAGCAACAGAAGAAGCGGCUAGCUUUGAACGCAUCUCUGGUAUUACUAGAUUUAGUCAGGUGAUUGAAUUUGUUCCAACAUCUCAUGUAUGGUAUCUACCUAAUGCUUGGCAAGGACACCCUCCUGUUGCUAGAGUAAAUCAAAAGUAUUGCGAAAAGUGUGUAGAAUUAAAGUAUCAUCUAGUGAAUAAAUCAAUCGAUAUGCAACAUAAGUCGUUUCUAACUCUUGAAGAUACAAUUGUGCAUAUGAAUGAUUUGUGGAAAGGUGUUCUUGCUGAAAAUUUUGUAUUUUCCUUUCGUAAUAGCAUUGAAAAAAAAGCUAACAUCUUGCUCGAACAGAAACUGAAGAAGGAACUGUGGUCUUUGGAACGUACGUUUGAUGAAUUAAUAUUUCAAAAGGCACAAAACAGUUUUACUCAGUGUGACAAUGUUUCAAGUGUAAUGAAAAGAAAAGCAGAACUAAUAUCGGAGAUGACACAUUCUAUUACAAACCUUAAAUCGAAAACACUUGAAAACAUGGAAAAAUUCUUUAAUGAACACGAUUAUAAAGAUAUUAUGAUAAACUGGAAAGAACAUACUAUUAAGCAUAUACAUACAUUUUGUCUAGAUGUUGUUGACAAUAGUAAGCCGGAUAUUCACAGGUUGUCAACUAAUCGGGAGAUUGAUAUCAUAGUUAGCACACUGCGUAUAAAACACGAAGAAGACCUUCGACGAAAGUCAAUGGAACUUCAAAAAGAACUGAUACCUACAGGAAAGGAUAUCGAUAUUGAAAAAGCAAAUCAAAGGUUUGAGCAAAUAUGGACAACUUUUGUUGAAAAAUCUAUGAGCGCAGACAUCUUCUCCAGUUAUGAGUCAGAAGAUUCAUUAAACAAAUUUUUUCUAGAAUGUCUAAAAGAAAUAUAUAAAGGUCACAUUACAAUACUAGAAUUGUCUCUCAGUAACUACAGCUUUUUAGAGAAAAGUCCUGGAAUAGACAUGUUGUCUGGAUCAUUUGAGAAAACUGGAAUUGAUAUAAACGAUAUAAACCUUGUUUCAGAAAUCAGUAACCAGGAAGAUACAAAAUUUUCUAGAGCAAAGGAAGCAGUAGAAAGUAUAUUUCAUGAUGUUGAUCUAAUUAUCAAACAAGUUUGUCAGGGAAAACAAGAGAUUACAUAUAGGGAUGUAAGACAAUUUCUAAAUAAAGUUGAUAAUUUGAUGACAAAUGCCAAUAGGCGAAAUAACACUUCUUUCACUUUUACGAUUAAAGGUAUAUUAAAGGUUGUUGCUCACGUGAGUUGCUUUUCAUGUUUUCGAUUUAAGGAGGCAAAUACUUUGUAUCAGCAGUCACAAAGUUUAAAAGUCCGCAUAGAAAUGUACAAAGAAAUAGAACGAGAGCGUUUUUUAGCUUAUUUAAUGGAGCGUAAAUCUGAGGAUACUGCCGUUUGUCUGAUGCUGCAUGCAAUUAAAGAAAAUCUUCGUGUGAUUUUGAACAGAAAAAUAUCAAUGAUGGUGAAAUUUGAGUUGUAUGAUAAAUUGCCAUCAUGGAAAUAUGCACUAAUAUUAAACAUGUUAACAGAAUUGUUAAUUGAAGACUCGUUUAACAGUUUUAUGCGUUACAUACUUAGACCUAAAGAUUAUGCAGAAGCUUGGAUACAGCAGAAGGCUGAUCAUAUUCUUUUCUCUGAGGACUCAAGAAUGUAUGAAAAAAUAGCCGAAACUGAAAUUGUUAUAUAUCUGGAUGACAUUGAAAAGAGCCUCUUUGAAAGUAGCAAAUUCUUUUCAGGAGAUACAAGUUCCAUUAAACAAUGGUUUGAACAUUUCAUAUCUCUCCUGACAACAUUGAAACUUCCAAAAGAAUGUUUUUAUGACGCGGAAAAAGAGCUAGAACGAAUAGAUCGUUUAAAUGUUCCGGAAUUUACAGAUAAGAUAAUUGGAAAAUUGCAAAGCAUAUCAGCUUCUCUCCUCAAUGAGUUUAAAGCAACAAAUGAAUUAACAAAAGUUACGUGGAGCGGUUCAAAUCCAAUAAACGAUAUACUUGACAACUUAUGGGGUUGUCCCGAAGCGUGCUUAUUUUGUGGUGAACCUUGCAUACGUGGGUAUACCCAUAAUGUAGAACAAAGCCACAGCUGUGUACAGCAUAGGCCACUAGGAUUGUGCGGAGUAUUUGAUGACACUAAAGAGACGUUAUUUUUAGGAGCAUGCCAUUUUAACGUAAUGGGGGAUGCAGAAGCACCAUGCAAUAUAUUUGAUUUUAAAUGCAACCCAGAAAAGAGAAUUCCAUGCGAGGAAGGAUGGCAUCGAUUUAAAGAUUAUAAAGCAUUUGUUUCUGACUGGGAUAUAGAACCAGAAAGUUGUUUGAAUUCUGAAGAAUUUUGGAGGUGGUUUAUAUGUAGAUAUGAAAAAGACUUAUGCAAAUAUUAUGGGGCGAAAAUGACAAACAUACCAAAAUCGUGGAAAGAUAUAAAAGUUGGAAGCGCAUUCUUACUGUUACAGUUAGCUUAUUGCACCGGCUCUUUGAAAUCGAUUGAAUCGCAAUUGCAAGCUCUAAACACUUGUGUCACCUUCACAUUUCCUGAUAACAGUAAAGAGACGUGUUUAUAACUUAGAAACAAUUUAGUUCGCGGUCAUGGUAAUGCAUUAUUAGUCAGCUGGAAAUACCCUAAAUCACAAAGCUUCUGAUUGUUUGAAAAAUUAUAUGGUAUUCCGCGGUGUAUAUUUUCCAUGUAAAGUGAUCUCCCAUUGGUGUAAAAUAAUUAUGUUGGAUGUGUUUGAAAAUUAUCUUAUUUCAUCAAUUAAAACACUAAUCCAUCGGUACUGUAAACAUUUAUAUGGAACGAUGCAUUUUUGCGUGAGAUAUAUUAAUAUUUUAUCAGUAGAGCAUUUUCUUGAAAAAGAAAAAAUAUAUUACUGCCGAACAACGGGUAACCGAGAUCAAAGCGAAAAAGUGAUAAAAGUGACAGUCAACAUGUACUUUACUUGCAUUAUUUUCGAUAGUUCUUGGAUACAUUACUUGCAAUUUUUUUAUAGUUCUUGGAUAGUUCUUUCAUCCUGAGUUUCAAAAUUUAAAUGUUAGAAAAGACCAAUGAGCCUGGAUUACAAUGUGGGCCUAUUGAAAUUAAGGUAGUUUCAUAUAACCUAUUUGCGCUAUUGCCAGACAAAUAUUUCCUGGUUUAGUACCUUUCAGUUCAAACGAGCUAAUGUGGCGAGACAUGCGUUUCGUUGUAAAAUGUUACUUUCAUUUUAUGUUGUUUUAAUAUCAUAUGUAACGACAGCAUAAUCCUUUCUUAUAAUCAUGUAUUUUUGUAAUUUUUAGCUGCUUCAUGUUUACUUGUGGACGUUUCCAAUAUUAUAUUUCUGGUAGAUAAUGUCUGCUUAUGCUUAAUAUAUAGCCUUUAAUAAUUCUUACCUUGUACAGUUUAUUCUGAAUUUAUUGUUAUUCGUUUAUCAUAUUACUUGUCGCCAUUUAGCCAGAAAUAAAUUAAGCUUUUUAUUGGGGAUGGCAACGAAUAGCAUUUUUUGGUAUUCGAAUAUUCAGGCAACCUUCCGAACGAAUAUUUGAAUAUUCGGUCAUCAACUGAUCAACAAAUCAAUCAAAAUUCUACGUGUUUAUGAUACCCUAAUCCAUCAGCGACAUGUAUUAAUUCUACUUUCGUUUUCACCAGAAGUUUAUCAGACAUUGACGAACUAAAACUGACAAACCGUUCUCAUCGCUUGUUCAUAUUUUGAAAUAUAAAAUAUUCGUCAUUUGCCUUUAUUUACAUAUAAUUUAUACAGGAUUUAUUCAUUUCUUAUAGGGCUGUAGCCCUCGCGGCGUAAGUGAGAUUUCUCCACACAUAUUUCACGUAACCGACUUCGCAUGAAAUUCUUCAAAACGGCAGAGAAAAAAUGACUUAACAUUACGUCUCUUUGUCUGAAACAUGAGUAUUGAUUUAAAAUAAAUUUUACCGAUGAAAAUGCAUUUAUUCGUCAUUUCAAUCAGAUAAUCCGAAUUACGUAAAAGGUGAUAUGCAUCCUAUUUGACUUGUUUUCUAGACUUUUCGUUUAGAUUUUUCCUUACUCAAAUGCAUCUUUUAUCGAGUUUGAUUGAAAUCUGUGUAAUAAGUUUAAGAGAUGUCUGAUCAUUUAUAAUUACACGUGGUUCGCAACUACCGAAAAAAGGUGAGUUGUAACAGAUUUGCCUCAAUUUGUGUCCAUUAAAAUUUUCUGGAGCAAUUACCGGUAUUAACUACCGGGUACACUGUCAUCACAAUAGUGUACAAUCUCGGCACGGUAAUAUACAAAAUGACACGUAGGCAUUUUCGCGCGAAUCUUUAAUGAAAGAGGGUUUUGGAAAAUUAGAUACACGAACAUCUUUUGUUUUAUUUAUUUGACUUUUAUUUGUUUUUGAUGAAAUUAUAUUUUUCCGAAUAUUCGAAUAGUCAAACAGUAUUCGAAUAUUCGUGUAAUGAAUGAAUAUUCGAAUAGUUGCCGUUCGUACAUUUUAUAUUCAUUAUAAGAAUGCACGUUAAAUGUAAAAACGAUUUUUAUAAUACUUUUCUGAAUAAUUUAUACUUUAUUGAAUUACUUCAUACUUUGGUCAAAUUAUCAAAUAUGCCUUUUUCUGGCCUCAAAAAUUUACAGUUGAUGUACAUUUUCCCUUUAAUCCUGUAAUUUCUAUUUUCUUAAAAUACUUGAGUCAGUUUAAUGAAGACUUCAUUAAAAACUUCGGCGAAACCCAGUUGAACUACGAUUAAGAGAAGUCUUAGCGUUUGGUGAAGUCUUACCAUGAUUAAAUAUGUUUUCAUAUUUGCACGUGUACUCGUAAUUAAAGAAAACAUCUAAAACACGAUAACACGCAAAAUGUUUAUCAUUUUGACUCUAUAGACGCUUAUUGAAAUAAAAUAUAGAGUUCUACACAUGCAUAUACACAUACAAGUUUGAAGUGGCCACCUCUCUGCUCUGAUUACGAAAAUAAAAGAAAAAAUCAAUAGAUAUUCACGGACAGAACUAAUGCUUCGUGAAUAAGUUUGUUUGUUUGUUUGUUUUGGGUUUAACGCCGUUUUUCAACAGUAUUUCAGUCAUGUAACGGCGGGCAGUUAACCUAACCAGUGUUCCUGGAUUAUGUACCAGUACAAACCUGUUCUCCGCAAGUAACUGCCAACUUCCCCACAUGAAUCAGAGGUGGAGGACUAAUGAUUUCAGACACAAUGUCGUUUAUCAAAUAGUCACGGAGAACAUACGCCCGCCCGAGGAUCGAACUCACGACCCCGAGAUCCGUAGACCAACGCUCUACCUACUGAGCUAACCGGGCGUGAAUAAGUAGAUUACCUGUCAUGUAACACCGACACUGUAACAUUAACACUAGAUUUUUAUAACUUACGUUGACAACGUGUAACCUGAAGCAAUGCUAAUAAUAAAAUGAAUGUUUAUUUCUUAAAAUUAAAAUAUUUUGUAAUAUAUUGUGUUUUCCAUAAUUUCAAAUUUAGAUUCAUCUGCAUAAAAACAUGUUAGUAAACUCAGUAGAAAGAACAAAGUUCCAGAAUUUGAAUAUUUAUGUUCAAGCAUUGAAGAAGAAUACAGAAAAUUGUGCUGUAACUGACAGCUAUUGAAUAUAGUUAUUUAAAUAUAUAUGUAUGUAUUUAUUUCUCAUAUUUUGUUUAUUCUUGCUACUCAUAUAUAUAUAUAUAUUAUUCGUUGCUAUGUAAUACUAAAUUAUUUCUCAUAGAGAAUGACUUGACUUUGACGUUUGUAUACAUCUGCGGAUGUCUCUAAAUUGCUUUUUGUACUUUUAGCACGUGUAAAUAUUGAGUUCUGCUCAACCCGGGGCUAGAGGGCGUGGACGGUAGCAUGCAUUUCCUCUACUGUCCAUGAACAGGCUCAAUCAAACCGAGCCUGCAACAUUUUUGUUUUUGUCGUGUUGAGCGACCUGUGAAGUUUCCACUUUUCUCUAUUUUGAUAUCAUGCAUUGUGAUAGGAUACGUUCAAUUCAGUAGAAACCUUUUACUGUUAAGUUUUACGAAAUAUUGCAAUAUAUUUUAGCACUCUCAAAGGCAUACGAUCCUAUGUUUAAAUUGCCAUUUUCAUGGGCCGGAAUAUUUAUCAAAGAUCUUCCUGAACGGAAAACGGUCAUUAAUCUGCUGCAAUUGCAUUUAUCAUUUAAAAGAGUGAAAAAGUAAUAAUGUUAAAUAUCACUUAUUUUCUUCUGACAAAAGAAUAUUUCUUAACGAUGUCACAUAAUAUGUGAAUCUAAUCGGACUUCUACAAUAUUUCUAUGUAUAAUAUUGCAAACUGUAUACCGUUGUUAUAUUAUUUCAUAUUUCUUAAUGUUCACAAUCUCUAUAAUGUACAUGUCAAUGUGACCUUUGAUUUAUUAAAAAGUAUAGAUUGUAAACCACUCAGCAUUUGCUAACAUUGCAAUAUCCAGAUUCUACCGUUUUCCUGUGAGGAUACGUUACAAGACCACCAGAGAUUCGACAUGUUUUAAAAUUUCUAUUGCAAAAUAAGUAUUUUUUAAGUCUUGAACAGUUGAAAACUCUAAAAAACCCUGAUUUCUUAAAAAGAGUGUUCUAUUAGUCGUGACUAAAGUGGUAAGGGAGUUAAAUAGUUAUAUUUUAUCAAAUAUUUAAUAGCAGAUAGUAGAUAGUGUCGGUUAAUAUUGUUGAUUUUUAUUUGUAAAGUUCUUUUACAUCUAUGUAGGAGAAACAGUUGUUAAAUAAAUAAUCCACUUUAGAUGAUAUGAUCAAGUCUUGCAAAUGAAAUUCUCCCUCAUCUAAUUUCAAUGCUUUACACAUAUUGUUGUUUUUAUGUAUAAACACUCUUUUUCGUUUUUUCUUUUUUCCUAGGCCCAAGUAUUUUUUUUAUCCUUUAUGACAUACAUACAAUCAUGUUACCUUGUUUUUGUGUAAUUCUAAAGAUCUAUUAGAAUAACAAAAGAUAUGGGUAAGUAUAGAUUUCUCGGAAGCACAUAGCAUCACAAACACAGAAAACAGAAAUUAUAUUUUUGAGAUGCACAAAACAUUUGCAAUUCUUUCCUAUUCAAUUCUGUUUAUAAACGAGUUUUAUUAUGUCAAAAAGUUAAUCCACUUUGCAUGAUAAGACACUAAAAGUGCGAAAAAUAUGUAAAGGUAACACCAUAAAAAAUAAAAGGAGAGAAAGAAAACAUAAACCAUACCCAUGUGCGCUCACUAUUAAUUUUAAAUAGUUUUUUCCCUCAAUAUUUCUUGCAUGCGUCUCUUUUCUGUACAUAGUAAGGAUACAUAAUAUAGAUUGAGAAAGACCAUUUCUUAGAAUGAUAGUCAAAUUUAUUCUGCAUAUUCUAUUUCUUUAGCUAGACAAAUUCUGACAUUUAAAGAGGAUAAAAAUUGGUUCUAUACUUUCCACUUGCAUAUUACAAAAAUCACAUACGUUUGUUUUAGACAAUUUCACUUUGAAAAAAUACUUAUUAGUUGGAACUAUAUGCAUUAAAAUUUAUACUGGAAGUUUCUAAGUUUUGUGUCUAUCAUUGCUUUAAAAAUUUGUCCAUAAACUAUGUUCCAUUUUAUGUUAUUGUCUUCAAGAAUAGUUCUCCAUUUCUUUUCAGACCUGAUUUCUAGUUUUUGAUUUACGUUUAAUUGUUUGGUGUAUAGUAUUUUGUUUGCUGAUUUUGCUGUCGAAACUUUAUUUAGCAAAUAGUCUGUUGGAGUGUAGAUAAAUGAUUUCUUUGUGUAAUUGUUUUAGGUCUGGCUUACUGCUGGUGAUAAUUUGAUUAUAUUUUAGAAAUUUAAUAUUUUCUAGACUGCAUAAGUACUCGAUUGUUCAAAAGAAUAAAAAUAAUUUUUCCUGAAAUCAAAUAAAUGUGCUAAAAACUUCAAUUCUUUUUCAUACCAUUCCUUGUAAUUAAACAACUUAUUUCCAUUCCUUAUGCCAGAGUUAUUUGAGAUUAUCUGUUUUCCACUAAUGUCAUUUAUUUCGACCUUUUAAUGGUAUGCAAUGCAAUAAGAACAUCUUUAAGAAACACAUUUCUUUUACAUAUGUUUUCAAUGUCUCUAUAAUUCAAAAUAUAUCCAAAUACUAACAUUCCCCCUGUAGUGUUAACAACUGCAUUGUAAAAUGUACACCAAAGCACACUUUCGCUUUUACUCAACAUGCUUUUAUUGUGUAAAAGCAGAGAUGAUAAUGGACAUCCUUGUCUUACACCCCUCUUUAUUGGAAAUAGUUCGGACAAACUUCCGUUAUUUAUAACUUCGCUACUUAUAUCACUGUAAAAUAAUUUUACACAAUCUGUAAAAGAAACACCAAAAUGUAAGUCACUGUGGUAUAAGCACUGAAACGUGAAAGCGUGGUCGAUGCUAUCAAAUGCCUUUGUCAAAAUCUGCAAACAGAAGUAGGCCGGGUUCAUUUUUGAUUUGUAAAUAUCAAUAGUUUCAAAUAGUAACCUAAUAUUUUCACCGAAGUAUCUCUCUUACUUCUUUCAGUAAAUAUAAACAAAUGCUCAUGUAUAAUAUCUUGUAAUAAUUAUGAUUUGUACCUGUGAUAAGGCUACAACAAUUCUGAUAUAAGUAUAUAUUUGUAAUAUUUUAUGUUUUAAUAUUGUAUUGUACAUAGUAAAGACUGAAAUAAAGAAAUCAGUACUAGUGUAACACCAAAAUUAUAUAAAGACUUUAUUUCGCUUAAACAGUGUCAAAGUUGUGAUAACAUUGUAUGUAUGUACUGUCUAUUACAUCAUCUUUUUGUAAUUCGAGCUAUUUUUGUUAAUAGAUUUUAUACAGUUGUGUAUUUUGUAUCGCAAUGUAAACUCUUAAACAGAACAGAAAGAGGUACGGUUAACACAUUUAUAAAUGUGUAUUUGCACAUGCACAUAUAUGAAUUAUUACAGUUUAUCUAUAUACUUGUAUGGUUUUGUUGAUAUACUAAUCAAAUCACGGUAAAAUA
Messenger RNA from Mercenaria mercenaria, 14144 nucleotides. RefSeq names its product interferon-induced very large GTPase 1-like. The record is from RefSeq and is a predicted model, not a curated record. Gene Ontology annotation, molecular function: GTP binding. The coding region runs from base 2007 to 7856 and encodes 1949 amino acids. Gene Ontology annotation, biological process: regulation of apoptotic process. The transcript has 8 exons. NCBI's taxonomy places the organism in Eukaryota, Metazoa, Mollusca, Bivalvia, Venerida, Veneridae.